GGGGGGCUCAGCUGUUUCCUGUCUAUCAGCAGGUCUCUGCUCCCGAUGACGAAGCCAGGAAGGAGUCUGCUUACGCUCCUCUCUUUUUCUCCUUUUCUUUCACUCGGUCUUGACCUCCUGCCCUUUCAGCUCUGAUCUGCCAUUUCUCCCGUCUUUUUUCAAAUAACUUAUUGAUAACUUUUUAACAUCACACAUACUUUUCUUCCUUUUUUUUCUUUCUCUCUUUUUCUUUCUCUUGCAGAAACCAAAUGGGGAAUCUCUUAAAAGUGCUCACUUGCACAGAGCUUGAACAGGGGCCAAACUUUUUCCUUGACUUUGAAAAUGCACAGCCGACAGAAGGAGAGCGUGAGGUGUGGAACCAGGUGAACUCGGUCCUCCAGGACUCUGAGAACAUCCUGACUGGCCUGCAGUCGUACAAAGGAGCCGGCCAGGAGAUCAGAGAUGCAAUUCAGAACCCCAACGACUUCAUGCUGCAGGAGCGAGCCUGGAACUCAGUCUGCCCGCUGGUCAUCAAACUCAAAAAGUUCUACAGUUUCUCUCUCAGACUAGAGGAGGCCCUGCAGAGUUUGUUGGAGUGCCUGACAUGUGCACCCUUCACGCCCACUCAGCACCUGGAGAGGGAGCAGGCGCUGGCCAAACAGUUUGCUGAGAUCCUUCACUUCACUCUGCGCUUCGAUGAGCUGAAGAUGAGAAUUCCUGCCAUCCAGAAUGACUUCAGCUACUACAGAAGAACCAUCAGUCGAAACCGGAUAAACAACAUGAAUUUGGACAUUGAGAGGGAAGUCAACAACGAGAUGGCCAACAGGAUGUCUCUGUUCUACGCCGAAGCCACGCCCAUGCUGAAGACACUCAGCAACGCAACCACAAACUUUGUGACAGAGAACAAGACUCUUCCACUGGAGAACACAACAGACUGUCUCAGCACCAUGGCCAGCGUAUGUAAAGUCAUGCUGGAGACACCGGAAUACACGAGUCGUUUCAGCAGCGAGGACACGCUCUUGUUUUGCAUGAGGGUCAUGGUCGGAGUCAUCAUUCUUUAUGACCACGUCCACCCCAACGGCGCCUUCAACAAGUCCUCAAAGAUAGACAUGAAAGGCUGUAUAAAGGUCCUGAAGGACCAGCCGGCAGAUACCGUAGAAGGCCUCCUGAAUGCCCUGAAAUUCACCACAAAACACCUGAACGACGAGUCCACGCCGAAGAACAUCCGGACGAUGCUCCAGUAAUGUUUUUUUCUUUUUUAAUCUAAACAGAUAUGAAGAGGAUCAAUGCUCUGACCUCAAAUAAGAUGUAUAUGUUUACAUUAUUUAAAAAGACUCGAUGUUAAUACUUGUGUGUAUUUGCAUAGUCAUUCCCUCCAAGAUAUUGAAACCUGCAGAACAUGUACCUUCUACUUUGCAAACAUGAAAGCAUCACAUGAAUGGCCUCUGCUGUUCACAGCUGUCGAAGCACAAAUUACAGAUGCCUAUCAGCCUUAUAUAACUGAGCUUUGCAAGCAGCACUUGGAAAAAAAUGUUUGAAUUAGUUUAGUGUACAGCUUUUAGUCAAAUUCAACUUGGUGUUUUUAAAACGAAAUAAAUCUUCUUUUGAUGGUGAACAUUUUAAAUUGUGCUAAAGGUUCUCGUUUCUAUCACAAUGACAAGUGAAGAUGUUUCUGUCUUUUCACUUGAUCUAAAAAGAAUGAGACUCAACGACAGAAUAUGAAAUCAAUCAAUGUUAACAUGGACGUUUGUGUUGCAGAGAAGGGCUAAAUAUUGAAAGCAGAUAAGGGAUUGAUCGGUUCGAUGUACGUAUUGCUAAAAGCAUUUGACUAUUUUCUGUUUUAUAGUCAGCUGUUGUAUUUGUCUUUUUUUCACACUCCAAUUUUGUGCAACUGUUGAAAUAAAUUCACUGUGAACUUAAAACUUACUUUGCACAUCCAGUAAGAUCCAGUAUGUAGAGGUUUGCUUUAAAUUUGAGGUUUGAAAAGGCUGUGAAUGAAACAGGAAAUCAAAUCAACCCACCAAAUGUUUUAUUUAAUUGUUUUGCAGCAAUGCUCUGAAUGAUGCGUGUUUUGCUAUGUUUUAAGUGACUUUGUAUUAAACAGAAAAUGCAUUUCUAUAAAGGACAGGCCAAAAAAUCUUUCAUUCUGAAUAAAUGAUAUGUGCUUCUUUACUGAACACGUUUUUUAAAAGA
Molecule: messenger RNA, 2172 nt
Organism: Cottoperca gobio
Lineage: Eukaryota; Metazoa; Chordata; Actinopteri; Perciformes; Bovichtidae
Gene: fam49a
Product: family with sequence similarity 49 member A
Exons: 10
Coding region: 249-1223 (324 amino acids)
Biological process (GO): regulation of actin filament polymerization
Molecular function (GO): small GTPase binding
Source: RefSeq, a predicted model, not a curated record